AUGUCUAGCCAACAACGCCCUCCAUCCCGCCCAUGGUUUCGUUUAGCAACCAUGAGGCCGCCGCCACCAACACCUACUCCUAUUGCCCAACCCAAUCAAGUCUCCUCGCCACCAAGGCCUGCCUUCGCUCGACCUACAUUUACCCCUCCUUCCCAAACUACCCCUGUCCCACCACCCCAACAACCCACCCAGACCCCACCACCUAAACAGCCAAACCCAACCUCAUCUCCAUCGCGACCUACCACGCCCCCAGUUCCAGCUAGUAAUAUGGUGGAUCCACCCACUCCACCAACUCUUCCACCACCUACCCCAACCUCGGUUCCAGCUACAAAUGUAGUGGAGUCACCGGCACCACCAACUCUACCACGACCUACCCCAACCUCAGUUCCAGCUACUAAUGUCGUGAAGCCGCCCGCACCGCCAACUCUGUUGCGACCUACCCCAACCCCGGUUCAAGCUACUAAUGUGAUGAAGCCACCUGCACCGUCAACUGUGCCACAACCUAACCCAAUUUCAAAUCCAGCUACCAAUACAGUGGAGCCACCCACACCACCAACUCUGCCACGACCAACCCCAACCCCAACUCCAGUUACAACUACAAAUGUGGUGACGCCACCUGUACUUCCAACUCUGUCACGACCUACGCCAACCCUGGUUCCAGCUAUCAAUGUGAUGGAGCCACCCACACUACCAACUGUGCCACAACCUACCCUAACCCCCGUUCAAGAUACUAAUGUGGUGAAGCCACCUGUACCGCCAAUUGUGCCACAACCUAGCCCAAUCCCAGUCCCAAUCCCAAUCCCAAUUCCAGCUGCUAAUGCGGUAGAGCCACACACAGCACCAACUCUGUCACAACCUACCCCAACUCCAGUUACAACUACAAAUGCGGUGAAGCCACCUGUACCUCCAACUUUGUCGCGACCUACCCUUCCAACUACCAAUGUGAUGGAGCCACCCACACCACCAACUGUGCCGCAACCUACCCUAACCCCCAUUCAAGAUACUAAUGUGGUGAAGCCAUUUGUACCGCCAAUUGUGCCACAACCUACCCCAAUCCCAAUUCCAGCUACCAAUGCGGUAGAGCCACACACAGCACCAACUCUGCCACGACCUACCCCAACUCCAGUUACAACUAUAGAUGUGGUGAAGCCACCCGCACCACCAACUCUAUCGCGACCUAUCCCAACCCCGGUUCCAGCUACUAAUGUGGUGAAGCCACCGGUACCAUCAACUUCGUCGCGACCUACCCCUACCCCAACCCUGGUUCCAACUACUAAUGUGAUGGAUCCCCCAACACUGCCAAUUACGCCACCAUCAUCCUUGGAUCCACCAACAUCCCCAUUUCCUAUGCCACCACAAUCCUCACAUUUUACCACCCCUCCACAACAAUCGGUACCUCCCAAGGAAGUCAUAAGUUCUCCUCCGCCAUCGUUGACAACUACAAGGAUCCCAUUCUCCACCACUCGUGAUGUACCCUCCCCACCUAGAAUUGUCAAACCACUAGAACAAUCCCGAUCCUCACCACCUCGCCCACCCCUGACGCAACAAUCUGAACAUCCAUCACCACCAUCUUCCCCACCAAAAAUCAUCACACUAGCUAAGAAAGCCUCACCUCCUCUUUCUCCGUUAGCGCUACCUUCGAUACUUAAACAUAAACCUUAUCAUGAAAGCCCAACUGAAUACAAGCAAAAAACCAUGGUUGUUCAAGAAACCAAAGAAAAACCCAAGAACUUAGUUGGUAACUAUAACGACAUGCUCAUAACUAACAACCCUACUAGAAAAGCUGAAAUUUAUAAGAAGCAAUGGGACUCAGAAGAUGCAGGGAAGAACGUUAUAACCAUUGCAGGUGAAAACAAAGGGGCUAUCAUGACGAUAACCCCUUUCGGUGGAGGCAAAAAACGAGAGUAUUUCGAUAGCAUUAGUAGAUCAAGCAAUGGGGAAAAAGACAACAAGAAUCAAAACUCAAACCCUGCAUUUCUAAAUAGUAAUGUGCAAGGUGUUAACAACUCCAUGCUCUUCAACAGCUCAAUCGAUCAUCAUGAUCCCGGAAUCCGCCUCGUUAUAUCUGAUCGUGUUGGGUUUCAUUCCAAGGAAGAAUAA
Molecule: messenger RNA, 2100 nt
Organism: Helianthus annuus (common sunflower)
Lineage: Eukaryota; Viridiplantae; Streptophyta; Magnoliopsida; Asterales; Asteraceae
Product: proline-rich extensin-like protein EPR1
Exons: 1
Coding region: 1-2100 (699 amino acids)
Source: RefSeq, a predicted model, not a curated record